Drosophila obscura is the source of this 1517-nucleotide messenger RNA. It is a transcript of the gene Vajk3, whose product is annotated as BCL-6 corepressor-like protein 1. The coding region runs from base 137 to 997 and encodes 286 amino acids. The transcript has 3 exons. The record is from RefSeq and is a predicted model, not a curated record. Lineage: Eukaryota; Metazoa; Arthropoda; Insecta; Diptera; Drosophilidae.
GGUAUAAAAGCGCGCCACUGACCACAGACAGCAUCCAGUCAGAGGUUUGGAAUCGCUUGGGAUUCUACAAUCCUUACACAGUAUAUUCGAUAUUAUUUCUGCGCUACUUCCUUGGCAAGUCCCAUCUCUCUCCACAAUGAAAGUUUUCAUCUGCCUAGCCGCCCUGCUGGUGGCAUCCGCCUGCGCCAGCAAAACCGAAGGCGAGAAGGUGCCUCUGGAGAAGAAACUGGACAAGCGCGGCCUGCUCGACCUGGGAUACGGCUACGGCCACGCCGGUCUGGAUGUUGGCUAUCUGGGACACGGUUCCGUGGCCGGACAUGGCUACGGCCAUGGUUAUGGACUGACUGGACACUCUGGUCCCGCAGCCAUUUCCGUGGGACACAGCGGCCCUGCCUACUCCAUUGGACACACCGCUCCCGCUGUCGCCGUCCACCACGCCCCCGCUCCUUACGUGAUCAGCAAGCAGGCCGAUGUGCACAAGACCAUCACCAUCACCAAGGGAAUCCCAGUGCCCGUGCAUGUUGACCGGCCCUAUCCCGUUGUGCACGAGAAACGCGUGCCCGUCGAAGUAAAGGUGCCCGUGCCUCAGCCCUACGAAGUGAUCCGGAAGGUGCCCGUCUCCGUUAAGGAGUACGUGAAGGUGCCCGUCCCAGUGCCCCAGCCCUACGAGGUCAUCCGCCACGAGAAGUACCCCGUCCAUGUGCCCGUCGAUCGCCCAGUGCCCGUUGAGGUUCCCAGGCCCUACCCCGUGCCAGUGGCCAAGCCCUAUCCAGUGUACGUGGAUAAGCCCGUCAAGGUGGCCGUGCCUGUCCAGGUCGACCGCCCCUAUCCCGUUUACGUGAAGGUGCCCGUCGUCUCCCACUCCGUGGUGAAGCACGCCCCCACCGUAGCAGUCAGCAGCUAUCCCGUGCACGGUUAUCCCGUCAGCAGCUACCCAGCGAGCAGCUACGGGCACGACUCCUCCGUCUACGCCGACCACUCUGGCUACCACAAAUAAGCGGACUCAGGGCGAUCCAGCGAUCCAUUGGAGCAAGCGGACCUUCAAGAAAUGAGCGGAAGGAAAUUUAGCCACAUUUUCUAUUAAAUUCUACUCUCACACGGUCUCUGCUCCCACUCCACCUGUCUGUCCCUGCAAACAAGAACAUCAACAACAACCCUAGGAAGAUGCACUUCCGCCCUGCCACUCUCUGUAGCUCUAAGAACCCAAGAUGAACAAAAAAUGCCUUUUGUAAAUUAUUUCCAAUCCAGCCAUCCAAUGGAAGCAGUUGUGUUGGAUGAGUCUCCCGUUUAGGAUAAACAGCAGCUAAAUGUUUGUAAAUGCCAAUAUUUAUGGACAUUUUAGCUGUCACGUUUAUCAGUGAAAGGUUUCCACGCACAAUGAAUUGAAUAGACAGCAACUGAAAUACAUAUGUGACAAUCAUUUAAGGAUACCUAAAUAAAAUAAAACGUAUAAAAUACUAUUCAAUUGUUUUAUCACUGGCAGCGCGAAUUUGGCUUAUGGAAAUAAUUUAGCUUCU